ACUUGCAAUCCAAUAAUGCAAACGUGAAACGUAGUGUCAAGUGUCAAAUAAAUGUAUCUCUUUUAUUCAUUUAUUCAGACAAUUUACAAUAAUGCUAUUAAUCUAAGGUAAAAAUGACAAUAUUCAACAAUUUUUCUUCUACUGCAGUAUUCAAAUUCUACUGAUAUAAUAUCACAGAAUUCUCCAGACAAAAUGAUCAAUGAAGAUAAUGUCAACUGGUACCAUGAAAAUCUGAAGCGAGCUGAUGCGGAAACAAUCCUUCUAAAUGAAUGCCAAGGAGAAGAUGGCGUAUUCCUGAUAAGAGACAGCAGCACGGCAGCUGGUGACUAUGUGUUAUCUGUAACUCAUCUGGGUGAUGUUGAUCAUUAUCAAAUCAGGAGGCAUGGGGAAGAUGCGUUUUUUUCGAUUGUUACAGAGCCAGAAGUGACGCAUGUGGAAAUCACUCAUGGACUGGAAACGCUGAUCGAUUAUUUGCAAUCGCAUCCUCUGUACGCCGACAGGACAAGACUGACUCGUGCCAUAAACGGCACCCGACCGCCCCACAAUUCCAUUCUGCACGGUCGCACCAAUCUUCUGCAUCGCGCAACCAAAGAAGGUAAUCUAACUGUGGUAUCUGAACUGUUGAAGUGCGGCUAUCGAAGUUUGGAAGCGAAAAACGAAGAUGGCCAAACAGCUGUUCAUCUGGCAAGUCGCUUAGGCAAGAAUGAUAUUCUCGAAAAAUUGAUCAGUCAUGGAGCAAGUGUCAACUGUCGGGAUACUGAAGGCUGCACUCCUUUGCAUUAUGCUUGUCAGAUGAAUCUACCAGAUACGGUAGCAAUACUAGUUGAGAAGGGUGGAGCCAAUGUACAAAUUAGGAACACACAAACAAAUUGGGUUCCUCUACAUGAGGCCGCUAGUCGAGGCUAUACUGAGGUUGUGAAGACUCUGAUCAGCCUGUGUGCGCCCCUCAGGCCUAGAACCACUGACAAAGAAACACCAGCCUGUCUAGCCGAGAGGAAUGGAUACUUAGACUGCGCCAAAAUUUUGGAUAACUUUGUAUGUCCCGAGCCAAAAACGUCGAAAUGUGACUGGUACCACGGUACAUUGGACAGAGCUGAGGCAAUAGCACUGCUGGCGAAUGCAGGCAACAAGGAUGGCAGUUUUGUUGUGCGCUUCAGUGAUCGGAGUAAUGCUGAUAUCUUGACCAUGAUCUACGAUGAGAAGAACUACCAUUUUCAAGUUCGCAGAGAGGGUCAAUAUUAUUACAUUGACGAUGGGCCACUCUUGGACUCCCUGGAACAAGUGGUAGAGCACUACAGUCUGAUGCCAGACGGACUGCCAACUACGCUUCAAUUGCCAAUACCUCCAAGACCAAAACCACCCCUCCCUCCGCCCAUUUCUGAGAUGUCACUAACAAUGCCAAGAAAGCAUCAUAAGCAUAAUCAGAAAGAUGGAACAUCGAAGCAGCCGCUACUGCACACUUCCACGCUGCCUUUGCCGGCAAAGCAUAAAACAAAGCCUGUGAUUUCAAGAUUCGAAACUGAUGCCAAUUUUCUAAAUUCACCUCCGCCCGUUCCGCUAAAACAGUCGCUAGAAAAGAAUGUUGAAGGUAACUAUUUGCUUCUCAUACUCAUAAGUCAUGCACAGUUAAGAACUUCGUACCCAUUUCAGGAAGAAGUUGCUGUGAAGACUUUACAUGAUGAAAAUAGAUCAAAGAAUAAAGAUCAGUUUUUGAAAGAAGUGAAAGUAAUGGUUGGGUUGAAUCACCAUUGUAUAGUUCGGCUCAUUGGACUGUCAUCGGGGCCGCAGUUGUUGAUGGUUCAGGAACUUGCGCCAUUGGGCUCUAUGUUGAUGUAUAUUCUGAAAAAUCAAAAUAAUAUUUCAGUAAGUGAUCUGAAAUUGUGGGCGUGGCAGAUUGCUUGUGGGAUGCAGUAUUUGGCUGGGCAGAAGAGAGUGCACCGCGACCUGGCAGCUCGCAACAUCCUGUUGGCUUCGCGAAACCAGGCCAAGGUCAGCGACUUCGGACUGUCGCGCCGCUGCGGCGACCGUGACUACUACACCGCAUCGCAGGGCGGACGCUGGCCUAUCAAGUGGUAUGCGCCAGAAUCCUAUAAUCUGGCAAGGUUCACUUCAGCUAGCGAUGUUUGGAGUUACGGGGUUACACUGUGGGAAAUGUUUUCCUAUGGAAAGCAGCCCUAUGGUGAAAUGCGUGGCCAAGAUGCAAUCGAUCUUGUUGAGAAAGGAGAACGACUAGAGAGGCCCCAGAACUGUCCAGUCGAUGUUUACCAAACCAUGGAAAGGUGCUGGCACUAUCACGAAAGGGACAGGCCAACAUUCGAUCAAUUGGUUGAAACGUUCACUGACACAACCUACAUCAAUGUACACCAACUAGUCACUGAAAAGGAUAUCAGCUGAUACUGUCCCUCCUCACUAUUCAUUCGUCUUCCAAAUGUAUUACUCUCUAUGAGAAUCCAUUCUCAUGAUUCAUCUUCAGCGUUCAUUCUACUGUGAUUGUUUCUAUACUCUCCACAUCAUCAUUAAUGUUUUGUGACUCUCUUAUCAUUUCAAUAAGCUCUCGCUCAAAGGUUUAUUAGAAACGGAAAUAAUUUUGUUAGAGAGUAACACGGUUUUUGAAAAGCAUUCAAAUUCUAAUAUGGAUUAUUAUUUGAAAGAAGCUAAAAGAAUUGGUAAGCUGUAAUCUCUCCUCCACUUAUCUCAAAAUGCCUGAAUCUAGAAAACCAGGUGUGACCGUAUAUUAGGCCGAUCACUAUCGGAUUAAGCUUUGCUGAGAUUAAUCAAAGACACAAUUAGCUUCCUCUAAUCUACAUUUCUUCAAUGAUGUGUGUUUCAAUAGCCUUAUUUCCUCUUAUUUUUCGUUAAUCUAAGAAAUUAUUUCUCAAUUUUGACAGAAAUAGGGCUUUUUAAUGUAUGGUGUUAUUCGUUUUCACCCUAUUUUAGUUAUGGAUGCUUUAUCGAGCUACGUUACACCUUAAUAGAUGUACAUCUUUAUUAUUCUGCAUAUCUAUUGGUAAAAGUAACUUAUAGUUAAAUUUCAACAAAAUCAAACUAUUAUUUUGCAACUCCAUAACUCUGAAGAAGUAAAGAAGUCAUGUAUGUAAAGAAUCUUACUAUCAAUAUAUUGGAAAAUUCUUAUUGUCGCUCUUUCUCUGAUAUUGAGGCGCGUUUGCCCUAGCUGCGUUGCAACGCACAUAUCUGCUUCAGCGCAGGUCAACACUAUUCAGUUUAUACUCGAUCAACUUCCACAACGCAGAACUACUCUGCAUCACAACGUAGGAAAACGAACUUUUCAACGUUAUCCUGAGAUUAAGAUUUUAUAACUUUUUUUCAUUGACUGAGAGUACUUUUGGUAUUUAUGAAUUAUCAUUAUUUAAUCCGUGCCAUAGUAUAAAAGCUAUAAUACUCUUCAAAAAUAAUUUUUGAUGAGUAGGCUAUUUAUAGGUUUUUAUUGUUUAUAAAACUAUAACUGCAAUAAAUUUCAAACUUGGAGUCCAUUGGGACAACUUUGGAAUUUGUCAAUUAUUUCUCUACGUUGUUUAAUUUUGAUUUACUGCAUUUCACAAGUCUUCCAUCCUCAAAUCUAUCUCGAGCAUAUCCUGUAGUGUGAUUAUCAUUUGUGAUUAUUUAGUAGUUUAGCAUCAAUUGAAUAUAUUAUUAUCAUUGUUGUAUUUUUAUAAUCUAUUGAAAUGAAUAUUAUACAGAUAUUUUAUGAAACUUUUUCUUCAUGUGAAUUCUAUUAAAAAUGUUGAUUGAAAGUU
Messenger RNA from Nilaparvata lugens (brown planthopper), 3755 nucleotides. RefSeq names its product tyrosine-protein kinase Shark (gene Shark). The coding region runs from base 193 to 2394 and encodes 733 amino acids. Gene Ontology annotation, biological process: protein phosphorylation; cell differentiation; cell surface receptor protein tyrosine kinase signaling pathway. Lineage: Eukaryota; Metazoa; Arthropoda; Insecta; Hemiptera; Delphacidae. The transcript is spliced from 15 exons. Gene Ontology annotation, molecular function: non-membrane spanning protein tyrosine kinase activity; ATP binding; signaling receptor binding. Gene Ontology annotation, cellular component: extrinsic component of cytoplasmic side of plasma membrane. The record is from RefSeq and is a predicted model, not a curated record.